AUGGCAUACCAACUCCAAAAUCUUCAGCUCCCAGACGGACGGAAUCUGGACUAUUCCGUGGCAGGUCCAGAGGACGCCAAAAUCUCCCUCAUCUGGAUCCAUGGUACUCCCGGCGCUGCGAUACCAGUUCCAACCGUCGUGACUGCCUGCGCCAAGAAAGGUAUCAAAGUCAUUGCAUUCUCGAGACCUGGCUAUGGAGGCUCUACCCGGAGAAAAGGCAGGCGAGUCAUCGAUGCGGUUGAUGACAUUCAAUACCUCAAAGAGCAUUUGGGAGUGAAGCAAUGUCUCGUUGGAGGUUGGAGCGGUGGCGGCCCCCAUACUCUUGCUUGUGCAGCGCGAUUGCCGGGUUGUCUGGCCGCAGUAACCUUUGCCGGUGGUGCCCCCUAUCACGCAGAGGGACUAGAUUACCUAGCUGGCCAGGGAGAAGACAACGUCCAAGAAUUUAGCGCCGCUAUACAAGGUGAAGCCCAAUUGCGCGCAUUCUGUGAGCCUCAACGCGAGGCGCUCAUACAAUCAGACCUCGAGGCCGUCAUGGCAGCACUUGACAGCCUUCUACCGCCAGUCGACAACGAAUGUAUGAAACAAAACCGCGACACAAUAGGUCAAAACAUGGUCGAUGUAAUGUGCGAGGCCUUCAGGCUCGGUUGUGACGGCUGGAUUGAUGAUGAUCUAGAAAAUAUCGGUGCAGAUUCGUGGGGGUUUGAGCUGAGUGAAGUCAAAGUCCCCGUGUUAAUCUUGCAGGGAGACCUGGAUAAGAUGGUGCCGUAUGCGCAUGGUAAAUGGCUAGCGGAUCAUUUGCCGCAGGACAAAGUCAGAAGGCAUUUAAUGCAGGGUCACGGGCAUAUAUCGAUCCUUGCCAAUGUCGAUGAUAUUAUAGAUGAGCUUUUGACGGAGGCCAAGUUAUAG
Molecule: messenger RNA, 906 nt
Organism: Talaromyces atroroseus
Lineage: Eukaryota; Fungi; Ascomycota; Eurotiomycetes; Eurotiales; Trichocomaceae
Exons: 3
Coding region: 1-906 (301 amino acids)
Source: RefSeq, a predicted model, not a curated record